Molecule: messenger RNA, 522 nt
Organism: Lodderomyces theae
Lineage: Eukaryota; Fungi; Ascomycota; Pichiomycetes; Serinales; Debaryomycetaceae
Gene: AHP1
Product: thioredoxin peroxidase
Exons: 1
Coding region: 1-522 (173 amino acids)
Biological process (GO): cellular response to oxidative stress; cell redox homeostasis; hydrogen peroxide catabolic process
Cellular component (GO): cytoplasm; mitochondrion; peroxisome
Molecular function (GO): thioredoxin peroxidase activity
Source: RefSeq, a predicted model, not a curated record
AUGGUCAGCCAAUUCCCAACUAACGUUAAAGCAAAAUACGUUCCAUACGACAACGAACACUCCGAGAUCCUGAAAGCUGGUGCUCCAAAACCACUUGAUUUGGCCGAGGAAUUCAAAGCUGGGCCAGUCAUCAUCACUGCUAUUCCAGGUGCCUUCACUCCCACCUGUUCACUUAAACACAUUCCUGACUACAUCAAAAAUGUCGAAGAAUUCAAAAAGAAGGGAGUCAAGAGAGUCAUUGUUUUGGCAGUAAAUGACCCAUUUGUGUUGUCGGCUUUCGGAAAAGCUGUCGGUUACAAGGACGAAGAAAACUUUGUCAUCUUUGCUACUGACCCAGAAGGUAAGAUUUCUAGCCAAUUGGGUGAUGACUAUGUCUUGGACUUGAGCAGUGCUGGUUUGGGAAAGAGAUUACAAAGAUACGCUGCUAUUGUCAAAGAUGGUGAUGUUUUCUACUUAGCCAAUGAAGAUGGUGGAGAUUUCACUGACAUCUCAAGUGCUGAAACUUUACUCAAGAAAUUGUAA